UCAUAUGCAAUUGCGACCUUCAGGGAGGAAGGAAACUUGAAAGAGAGACAGAAAAAAAAACAUGGGUUCGACCUACCUAAAUUGCCUUUGCCUUAGGUAAUUAACACCUUUAACGAUGCACAACACGACUUUCAUCCCUCAUACAUCUUCAACUCAACCACCCUCCUCCACUAACACGCGCUCCUCGGAUUCGAAUUAUCACUCCGUAACUAAGACGGGGUUAAAACGACGGCCAUCUUCGGAUUCUUUAGUAUCAAUUGGACGUAAGCCCCCUAGGACUGUUGGGGGCACGGGCACCGGUACGCGGACAGGGACGAGAACAAUAAUAUCCACCUCCACCACAGCCACUACUAUUGCCAAGACCUCCAUAACAGCAGCAGCAGCAGCCGCCUCGUCGUCCGCGUCCUCGUCCUCCAGAGGCCCCCUAAGGAGACGGAACCAAAAUGCAGCGCCUGUUACAAUUCCCCUGUUAAAGGAGCCAGGAACAGGAAACAUGCCCUUCGACACAUCCUCACCUCCGCUUGCCAGCCCAAAUCCAAAUUCGAGCCGAUCGCAAAUGCCUUCACUUAGCGCCUCUGCUGCAAGGGUCGUAAAUAGGAACCCCCUAACCCCUAAGAUCGCAUCAAAGACAGGAACCCAGUCUCCCGCUCUAUCCGCCGCAGUAACCCCAACGGGUCGGCGUCAACAUCCUCCCAGCGCGAUCAAUACCAGCCGAGAAGCACCAUCUAAUCGUUCAAGUUACUUCGACGACUCAUCCUUUCCAUCUCACCUUAGCACCAACGUCACUCCUCGCUCUGGUUCGAGGCAAACCCGUGUCGAAAGCGCUGGUAACACGCCGAAUGGCACACCCAAUCCAGAAAGGUUAGAUGCCUGGGAUCACAGGUCUAGCUUCGGCCUGCCGAGCCCGAGGAUAGAGGGGGAUGCUAUGAGAAGGUCGGGGGCCUCCUUUGGCUCCGUAUCUCCAGACACGAACGGUUAUGGGAGACAAGAAGUUGCCCGUAAUUUAGAAUCCAAGUUCUUUCACGCCAGCGAUGUCAAGCCUCCUCGCCCAACGUCUUCUUCUAAACCGGUCCAAGCGAAAGGUCCGACUUUUUUCUAUGCCAAUGGAAAUACAAUAGAGAACAAGCCCUCUCACCCGGUGCCCUUUGCACCAGUCCUCGGCCACUCCCAGGAUAGUCUAUCCGGCAAAUUUGUGUACGCCAAUGGGACCCCGGAGGCGCGGUCCAGUCCCACACCUCCUGUAUCCCGUAGUUCGGGUUCGACAGUGUCAACGGCUCCCAGACCACCUUCCAGCCGCCCGGCAACAAACCCCCCGGCUAACAGCCAUACUCACGCGCAGAGGCCUGCUUCCCCGGCGAAGCUCCCGUCCCAGGGCUCGCAAGCUUCGUCUAGGACCGCCAACAUCCCAUCAUCAGGACGUCCACAGGCAUUAUCCGCUCCUCAGCUAGCGCCAUCCCCCGGACUCCGCCGGUCCAGCACCGGUACAUCAAGACCCGGUGGCCAUUCCCGUGCGGGAAGCUUAGUAAAGUUAGACCAUGGUUCCAGUACCCCAAAGCCAACGAGUUCCCGUGUAUCACCCGAAACCUCUCCUCCUAUAACCGUACCUCCUACGCCGGCCCCUUUGACACUCGCUUCCAUAAUUCAAGCAGCUGAGGAGUUUGCCGAGAACGAAGAGUGUGCAUCCCCAGAAGAAGCUCCAUCGGGCCUGCAAAGUCCCACCAAUCCAGCCAAUCCCACAGAACCGGUGAACGAAUCUGUAGCGAACGCUAGACGUGAACGUAAAGUUCAAGACCUACAGAUCACAAACGCAUCUCUCGAAGCCAUUAACCGAACUCUUGAGCGUCGGUUGCGGAAACAAACUUCAGAGUUGCGAAGGUAUCAGCGCCUUUCCCGCGCAGGUCGACUUUCUACUGCAUCCACCGCAGUUUCUAGUCAAGUAUCAUUGGAAGAUACCUCAGAACAAGGAAUAGGGAUAAUAGACCUUUCCGACCUUGACGAGAAGUCUGAAGCGGAAGAAGAGCAAGAGGAAGAGAGAGAGAUAGAAGAGGAGUUAUCCGACAGUGAUUCACUGAACGAAUCACUGGAUCCAAGUGUCGUCGCAGAACGGGAUGCAAAGCACCGAAAACGAGAUGAGGAACGGCUGCAGCUCGACUUAUCAAAUCAUCAGCAAUUGCUUGUUGAUUCUCAGAAGAUCAACCAAAGCAUUAGAAGAUGUCUUGACUGGACUGAGGUGCUCAUCAAUGAAGGGAAGAAGGCACUCGAAUAUCGUGUUCCGAUCACCGGCGUAGAGUUAGGUGGACGAGUAUUAGCUCCAGACGAAGAGGAGGAUCGACCUUCAACCGCGAACAGUAUAUCUGAUAAUACGAUUGAAUUCGAUGAAAAAUUCCUAGACGACCCUAUUAGUUUGGCAAGCUGGGGCGGUUCGGAACGACAGGAUAGGGACAGCGGAAUAGAACUCCAAGUCGACGGAGGAUAAGAGUUAGAAAUUAUUAUACCCCCCAGCUACAGCACAUCAGUACUGGUACGAGAUUCCUUCUAUUUUGGAUACGAUUCUUCACAGCAUAUAACCCAACCAACUGCGGCGCCCCAGAGCUACAUUUUUGUACCGGGCGACUUAUAUUCAAUUGUCUUUC
Daldinia loculata is the source of this 2633-nucleotide messenger RNA. RefSeq lists its product as uncharacterized. NCBI's taxonomy places the organism in Eukaryota, Fungi, Ascomycota, Sordariomycetes, Xylariales, Hypoxylaceae. Bases 116 to 2476 code for a protein of 786 amino acids. The transcript has a single exon. The record is from RefSeq and is a predicted model, not a curated record.